AUGGCUUCGUCUUCCUCCGAUCCCGGAAAGUCCGCGGAGACCUCAGAAGCUCUGGCGGCGGCGAACGAUCAGCUUUUACUGUACAGAGGAUUGAAGAAAGCGAAGAAAGAGAGAGGUUGUACUGCCAAAGAACGAAUCAGUAAAAUGCCUCCGUGUGCCGCCGGUAAACGUAGCUCCAUCUACCGUGGUGUCACUAGGCAUAGAUGGACUGGUCGUUAUGAAGCGCAUCUUUGGGAUAAAAGUACAUGGAACCAAAAUCAGAAUAAGAAAGGAAAGCAAGUUUACUUGGGGGCGUAUGAUGAUGAGGAAGCAGCGGCUAGAGCGUAUGACCUUGCUGCUCUGAAAUAUUGGGGUCCUGGGACUCUAAUUAAUUUCCCAGUGACUGAUUAUACAAGAGAUCUCGAAGAAAUGCAGAACGUUUCAAGAGAAGAAUACCUUGCGUCUUUGCGUCGGAAGAGCAGUGGUUUUUCACGAGGACUAGCAAAAUAUCGUGGACUCUCCAGUCGAUGGGAUCCAUCAUAUGGCCGAAUGACUGGAUCGGAUUACUUCAAUAGUAUGAAUUAUGGCGCAGGGGAUGAUUCAGCUGCAGAAAGUGAAUAUGUUAGUGGUUUCUGCAUAGAAAGAAAGUUUGAUUUAACAAAUCACAUAAAAUGGUGGGGAUCUAAUAAGAACCGACAACCUGAUGCUGGAACAAAACAUGGUUUUGCCGGAGAUAUUUACAGUGAACUGAAAACAUUGGAACAGAAAGGUCAACCAACAGAACCAUACAAGAUGCCAGAGUUGGGUCGGCUCCACAAUGAGAAAAAGCAUAAAAGUUCUUCGAUCUCUGCCUUAAGUAUAUUGUCGCAGUCUGCUGCUUACAAAAGCAUGCAAGAGAAAGUGGCAAAAAGACAAGAAAAUAGCAUUGAUAAUGAUGAGAAUGAAAACAAAAAUAUAGUCAAUGAGUUGGAUCGUGGGAAGGCGGUAGAGAAACUCUCUAAUCACGAUAGUGGCAAUGAUCGACUUGACAUUGCAAUGGGAAUGAGUGGGGCGCUGUCUCUUCAAAGAAAUGUUUAUCCAUUGAUGCCAUUCUUGUCUGCACCACUUUUGACAGCCUACAACACUGUUGAUCCACUGGUAGAUCCUGUUCUUUGGACAUCUCUCAUUCCUAUGCUUCCUGCUGGCCUUUCUCGUACAGCUGAGGUUACAAAGACAGAGACUGAUUCAACGUAUACUAUGUUUCAAUCAGAGGAGUAA
Molecule: messenger RNA, 1236 nt
Organism: Lathyrus sativus (Indian pea)
Lineage: Eukaryota; Viridiplantae; Streptophyta; Magnoliopsida; Fabales; Fabaceae
Source: the annotation of a GenBank genome assembly